This is a messenger RNA of Exaiptasia diaphana, 1043 nucleotides long. RefSeq names its product homeobox protein cut-like 1. Bases 114 to 1043 code for a protein of 309 amino acids. Lineage: Eukaryota; Metazoa; Cnidaria; Anthozoa; Actiniaria; Aiptasiidae. The transcript has a single exon. Gene Ontology annotation, molecular function: RNA polymerase II cis-regulatory region sequence-specific DNA binding; DNA-binding transcription factor activity, RNA polymerase II-specific. The record is from RefSeq and is a predicted model, not a curated record. Gene Ontology annotation, biological process: regulation of transcription by RNA polymerase II. Gene Ontology annotation, cellular component: nucleus.
CCGAUAAUGAAAUAUUUUGCAUUAGUCUGAGGAAAUUUUUCGCCCUUUAGAGCCCUUCAUCUCUCAUAUUUUCUGGCUAUCUGAUUGGAAAACAGUGUCGUGGAACCAUCAUUAUGGCAUCGAGCCAGGGAAGUGUCGAAGUUUCCACAGAAAAUGCCGUCGCUUCAUCCGCAAUUGAACCACUUUUAAACCUUGCACUAGGUGCCUCCGAGGAGGUGAACACAACGUCGAAUAGUAAAGGAAACAUAGAAAAAAGUUCAUAUUUACUUCGAAGCAAAACCUCUAAUACUAAUCAUGAAGCUUCUAAGGAUACAACCGAAGGCCAACAUAUUUCAACUCCACUAAAUUCUCCUAUAGUAACAUGUUCAACAACAUCUUUAACUCAAAAUGCAACAGUAGAAGAACCACAGAAUGUAAACGACCUGGUUCGUGUAGUUUCAGCAAACGAAGUGGACAUUAAUCCAGUUUUCAGUGGCGAAAAUCUUCAUCUUGUACACAUGCAAGAAGACACUACUAACGAGACUGGAGAGAACUCAAACCMAAUCCCAGGAGGCUUUGUGGUCAUUGAACAAUCAGUUUUAGAGCAGAUCAGCGGGUUUCUGAAAAGUGCUGUAGCCAUGCAGAGUAACAAUGUGUCAAAAUUAGGCAGUCAGGUCACUGAGACGAGCAGCGUCAGCACAGCAAAUCAAGUACUGCAAGAAGACGUUCCUAAUAGUACCACCAACUGUACUCCACAAAAUGACAGCAAAUCUAMAAGAGAUACRUCUAAUCAACAGUUGAUUCCAACUGAUGAAGAUGAGUGGAUUGACACYAAAGCUAUCGCAUUGCAACUGACAGAUGAAUUACGGCGUUAUCAUAUACCACAGGCAGUGUUUGCRAAGAAGAUUUUGAAACGAUCUCAAGGGACAUUAAGUGAUAUACUGCGWAAACCCAAACCAUGGAACGAGAUGAAGCUAGGAAAGGACAUUUUUAGGAAAAUGAAAGAGUGGCUUAGUUUACCUGAAGUGAAAAGGAUUCCUCAGCUUAGAACAGAAGGUAUAUAA